This is a messenger RNA of Dermochelys coriacea (leatherback sea turtle), 1963 nucleotides long. RefSeq names its product somatostatin receptor 5 (gene SSTR5). Gene Ontology annotation, molecular function: somatostatin receptor activity; neuropeptide binding. Gene Ontology annotation, cellular component: membrane; neuron projection. The record is from RefSeq and is a predicted model, not a curated record. Gene Ontology annotation, biological process: neuropeptide signaling pathway; cellular response to glucocorticoid stimulus; regulation of insulin secretion. The coding region runs from base 440 to 1552 and encodes 370 amino acids. The transcript is spliced from 3 exons. Lineage: Eukaryota; Metazoa; Chordata; Testudines; Dermochelyidae.
UGCAUCCGCAGGCUGAGCUUUGCCUAGUUACCCAGAGGGCUGGGAAGAGCAGGGCUUGGAGAGGGGAGGAGAGAUCCCGCUGUGGAGGGCUCUGAGAGAGGCGGGGAAGGGGGGGGGGCGCAUUCACCCUGAACAGUCUGCAAGCCCCAGAAGGAAACCAGAGAAAGGGAGGCAUUUCUGAAGCAGCAGCGGGGGGGGGGGGGGGGCGAAGCUCCAGGGGACACCCACCUGCCGUAGGGAUCCCAGAAGCAGCCGCCAGCCAAACCAACCCCUCUCCCCGGGCCCCCAGAUCUUUAAAAGCGGCGGCGGGGCGGGGGUGAGAGGAGGAGGGGGGGUUAAAGACAAGGAAGCAAAGGGAUCCAGAGCAAAGGCAGCUCAGGAACAAGAUGGUUGUGAAUUUUAAUCUAUCUCAGCCUUAACAAAAAUUGGGAAAGGAAAAAUGGAUCAUUUAUAUUUUUCCAGUGCUUUUGGCAUGGAGGUCAGUGCCCAAGAUGUAAAUUCCUCCUCACUGAUGAACAUGACAGACAAUAGGACUAUGCCAGGACUGCCUGUGUCCAAAGACAUUCACACAGUUCUUAUCUCUAUCAUAUAUCUCCUUGUAUGUGCAAUCGGACUCAGUGGGAACACCCUGGUCAUUUAUGUGGUUUUGCGUUAUGCCAAGAUGAAAACAGUCACCAACAUUUACAUCUUGAAUUUAGCAGUAGCUGAUGUACUCUUCAUGCUUGGCUUGCCGUUCCUGGCUACUCAGAACGCCAUCUCUUACUGGCCCUUUGGCUCCUUUUUGUGUCGGCUCAUUAUGACCGUAGAUGGCAUUAAUCAAUUCACCAGUAUCUUUUGCUUGACUGUCAUGAGUAUGGAUCGCUACCUUGCAGUAGUUCAUCCCAUCAAGUCCACCAAAUGGCGGCGUCCAAGGGUGGCCAAACUGAUCAGUAUAACAGUCUGGACUUUCUCAAUCUUGGUGGUUCUUCCAGUCAUUAUAUUUUCAGAUGUUCAGGAACACCUUCACACCUGCAACUUGAACUGGCCAGAGCCAGUAAACAUAUGGUCAGCAGCCUUCAUCAUUUACACAUCGGUCUUAGGAUUUUUUGGACCCCUGAUGGUGAUCUGCCUCUGCUACCUGCUGAUCGUGAUUAAGGUCAAGUCUUCUGGGGUCCGAGUUGGGUCUUCAAGGUGCAGACGGUCAGAGAGGAAAGUGACCAGGAUGGUGGUCAUCAUUGUGGUUGUCUUUGUGUUUUGCUGGCUCCCGUUUUAUAUACUGAACAUUGUCAAUUUGAUAUCCACCUUGCCAGAAGAACCUGGGUUACUUGGUGUUUACUUCUUUGUCGUGGUUCUGUCCUAUGCAAACAGCUGUGCCAACCCCAUACUUUAUGGAUUUCUCUCUGACAACUUCAAGCAGAGUUUUCAGAAAGUUUUAUGUCUCCGGAAGGGUAAUGGUGUUGAAGACGGAGAUCCAACCAAGCACAGGCAGGAGAACAGCAGCCGCUUGCAAGAAGCAAUGCUAACCCAGAGAAACAUGGAAUUCAAUGGACAUAUGCAAACAAGUAAGGUGUAAGGUCCUGGCUUGAAAAACUGUAAAUAAACUGCAGAGCUGAAAAACUGGGGGGAUCAAAAUCAGAAAUGAAACUGAAAUCCUGAGACCCACAAGCUCAAACAAAUGUACGUAGAUUCCCCCUCCCCCAUGAAAGAAUUAUGGAUUAUAUUGGAUUCUGUGGAAUGCCUAAGGCACUGUACCUAAAGCAAUCAGAUGUGUUACCACUUUCUCUUUCUAUAUGCUGGGGACAGAUUUACUGGUACAUUCUGGCUGCUCUGUGCCAUUCUGGUGAUGCAAAGCAGCUGUGACCCUGUUUUAACAAUCCUAUUUGAUUUUUGGUCAGCAAAAAGCAAAGAGUGUAUUGGUUCAUUUGCCCCAAAAUAUUCUCAAAAGUUUGUUAAGUGAAUGUUUUAUAUUAAAAAAGGAAAAAGC